CUCUCGCCUUUGAUUUAUAUUAGAAGAAGGCAAGAGUUUCAGCCUCGCUUCCUCCCCACAGCGCUUUUUCUUCCUUUUUUUUUUUUCUUCUUCGCAGCGAAGCGAAGGGUUGGCUUGCACCGGGGUUCCUUUUGCAACGCGGCUGCUUUUCACGAACGGCGAGGAUGAGGGUCAGCGCGAUAGCGGGGCUGAGCGCUUUGGUCUUUUGCUUCCAAGCGGUCUUCGCGCAACCAAUGGACAUCAGUCUACCCCCUGAGGACCAGGAUUCAUCUGGAGAUGACGAUGAUUCAUUUUCUGGUUUAUCAUCGGGUGCAGGUUCUCCGAUAGAAGAUGAAGUGAUUGCCUACAAUGUUCCAUUACAAGAAAGCACAAAUACUUCUCUGAUGCCUGAAGUUUCUACCAGCUUUAGAGAUGCUCAAACAAAGGUUCAAGUAACAGACAGCCCUGCGGAAGAUUAUUCAAGGGUACCUGUCUCUACAGCAAGCAUACCCGAGUUUCCAGAUACUGCUGUCGUAUCCAAGGAGCCACCAGUAACUCUCGAAGGCUUUGACUCAAUUACGGAGCCAGACACAACAAAACCUGCUGCGUUGACAACAAGCCUCCCAAUAGCACAUCACGUUUCCACAGCCAGAAUUACGACUUCUCGGGCUGCUAGCACAGUCAAAUUCAUUGAUAUUCAAGACGAAUCUAAUAUUGACGAAACACGCUCGCUUGGCAUGGUGCCAGAAAGUGAGAGAAAUUUGAAUAGUGCCCUACCCACUGUAGUGUCUUCUACUGCUGUAACGGAUAACUCUCCACUACCUGAAAAUGAUGGCUUCCAAGAAUAUGGUUCUGGUGAUCAGGGAGAUUUUAUAUUUUCAACACAUGAGGAAAAUCAAAUGAAUGCAAAGGACGUUGAAACAGAAAAUAGGAUGGCCGAUACAGAAGCCAAGGACGCAAAAUCCGAAGGGUUAAUGGACAGGAAAGAAGUGCUAGGAGGAGUCAUCGCUGGUGGACUCGUAGGCUUACUCUUUGCUGGAUUCCUAGUUGCAUUCAUGCUAUAUAGAAUGAAGAAAAAAGAUGAAGGAAGUUAUUCAUUGGAUGAGCCAAAACAAUCGAAUGGAGGCUAUCAAAAACCACACAAGCAAGAAGAAUUCUAUGCAUGAACACACUGAGCGAAAACUAAAGACCGUUUUCUUAUUCCUGGACAUCAUGAGUUCUCGCUGCAAUUUAAAAGGGGGGAAAACUAAAAGCCAUAAGACUGAAUCUAAGGCUCUGCCUCCUUGCCAUUGGGAACUAUAAUUUCUCCAAAGUCAAUCGGGAUUAAUAAAAACCUUACCUGCUUUCUUGCACAAAAGAUUACCUGUAAAGUGGGACUUCCUAUCUUGUCUAAAGACUCCUAGGGGAAGAUAAGGAAUCAACUGUAUAUAUAUAUGUGUGUAUAUAUAUAUAUAGUCUUGAUGUCUUACGAACGCACCGAGGAAUUCGUAUGGUACAAUAUGUGUGUUGUCAGAGAUUACACCCCCCUCCCUCCCCAGCAAAAUUGGCUAGCCACAUUUUAGAAAAUAAUCUUUUUAAAGACAACGGUGUGGCUUUCGGCAGUUAAUUUUCCCCAUUUUGGCCAUUAAUGCUAAGUCCCUGAAUAAAUAAGCCAAUAGUGUGGGAAGUCCACCUGAAAAGUUACAGAUCUGACCAGAGAGGUGGAGUUCUCUAAUAGAAGUAUGAUUCCACUAGAGCUCAGUGGGAGAAAUGGUGUAUCACCGAUGCUUCAAAUUCUGAAGCAACCACCUAGGGAAGUAGAUAUUUAAGACGUUCACCCCUUUUCCUCUUCUUUUGAUCUUACUGCAAUAUCUCUGCUGCUCGCUGCACAAAACCCCCACGCCAGUCCUAGCAUUGGGACCAGUACUUUUUCUCUACCUCUUCUGCACUGAGUUUUUGAUAAUGGCUUCUCAACACUGCCGCCUUGAAACUUCUCUCGCAUAGUAUCUAGAAUGCCAGGUGUGGCCUGCAACUUACAGGAUAAAGCAUGCCAAGGCUAAUGAGGGUUCCUGUUUCUGCCAAAUCCCAGGGAUUAGAAUCCUAUUAGAUUGGUGUUUGCAGUAGGAAUUCAGGGAGCGCACCUUUUUGACAUGCAGGGCCUAGGGGAAUUAUGUACAUGGGUGAUGACUUUUAUCUCGGUCCAGCCGAGAACAUUAAGAGAUUUUGAAGUUCAAAGAUCUUCAGAAAUUAUUUUGUGUAGAAGAGGGAGGUAGGAAUGGAUUGUGUGCCUUCAUCACCGUUGUGGUGUCCCAAAUUUAAUGUCGGGAGGUGAUGGCUCGGUUUUGUAUCACUGGGACCAAAUCAAUGAAUGUUGGCACUUCUGAACCAGUAUUUAAGUGUGUUCGCCAUGUUUGGAAAAGACGAUGAUCUCUCCUAACAGGAAAAUUUCUGUUUAGAAUAAAGAAGCAUAGACAUAUUAUUUCCGUAAUGCACAGGAGGAGGAUAUGGAUGUGAAUAAUCUAUACCGCAAUGUUUUGUAGAGGUUUUGGGUUUAUAAGAAAACACUUGCAUCCAAUUUAGGCUCUUUGUUUCAUCAUUUUUUUGGUUUGCAAUAUAUUUUUCUGCUUCUAGCAAAGUUUAGAUAAAAGGAUGGGGCUACACUAGUGCACUGUGAGGAAAUAUGCAAUGUUCAGCUGGAGUAAAUAUUUCAGAAGGAGCAUAAUUGUGACUUGCUGCCCACUGCACAGUUGGUGCCUUUCUUAUCUCUUCCUGUUGGAAAGACCCUUGAUGGGUUACAAGCUUCAGUGAGUGAAAACAGGCUGUCAGCUUCUUACAGUACCAAGAAACUAUAUGGUGAAGUUUUUAAGUAAUGUGUCCUUUUUAUGUAUGGAAAAUAUGAUCAUUGACUUUCUCAGACAUAGGAAAUACUUUUCUUUUUCAGGCAAAGAAUAAAACUCGUGGUUUUUUUUUUAAUGGUCAAGCUUGAAAAUAGAAUCUUGAAACUAAAAAGUACAAUCAAUUGCUGAUUUUUUUGUUUGUUUUGUAUUCCACAACCAUACACAUGCAAUAAAAAGGCAGUCGGUCAAAAUAA
Molecule: messenger RNA, 3049 nt
Organism: Ahaetulla prasina
Lineage: Eukaryota; Metazoa; Chordata; Lepidosauria; Squamata; Colubridae
Gene: SDC1
Product: syndecan 1
Exons: 5
Coding region: 165-1145 (326 amino acids)
Biological process (GO): cell migration
Cellular component (GO): membrane; cell surface
Source: RefSeq, a predicted model, not a curated record